Messenger RNA from Pelodiscus sinensis (Chinese soft-shelled turtle), 1686 nucleotides. Lineage: Eukaryota; Metazoa; Chordata; Testudines; Trionychidae. The record is from RefSeq and is a predicted model, not a curated record.
UGAUCUCCUGAGCCCUAACAGUCUUUAGUACACCCUCCCCCGCCAAGUACAAAAAAGCUGUGGGCACUUCAGACUUCUAAGUAAGCCUCUUUGAAGCAAACAUGAUAGGAAAGAAAGGAACACAGGCUUAGCAAAGGAAUUUUAUAACCAUGCCGUCAACCUUUUAGGAUAGGCAUUGUACCUCCUGCUCUCGCACUCCUACAAGUCUUACAUGUGAGAAUUGAUUACUCUGUACAAAACAGAAUCAUAUCCUAUAAGUCUGGAAUGCUGUAGAUACAGGCUGUUGUUUAAAAACGUACUCCUGCCACAGUUGUGCUGUUCGAACUGCUCAGUGGUCUUUGUGUGGAAGAAGAAUUCUCAGUGGUGGCUUUGAUUCUAUGCUUAAUUUAACAGAUGUUGAAACAGGGACACAGAUAUUUAGCAGCAAAAAUGAAUUUAGGGUCAGCACACUGAAGUUUCAUGUUUCUGAGCCGAAUAUUUUUAUUUGUGGAGGAUUCAGCCCUGAAGUUAAAGCCUGGGAUAUAAGGAAUUGUAAGGUGAUAAAAACCUACAAAGCAGCAGUACAACAGACCUUGGAUGUCCUCUUCCUUCCUGAAGGAAAAGAAUUUCUUACAAGCACAGAUGCAGUAAGCCGGGACUCAGCUGACCGCACGAUCAUUGCAUGGGAUUUCCACAGCUCUGCAAAGAUUUCCAACCAGAUAUUUCAUGAGCGUUAUACCUGUCCGAGUCUUACGCUGCACCCUAGAGAACCUGCAUUUGUUGCUCAGACAAAUGGAAACUACAUGGCAUUGUUUUCUACCCAACGACCAUACAAAAUCAACAAAAGGAAAAGAUAUGAAGGGCAUAAGGUAGAAGGAUUUGCAGUGGGCUGUGAAUUUUCUCCAGAUGGAAUGCUUCUAGUGACAGGAAGUUCAGAGGGAAAAGUAUUUUUCUAUAACUAUCACACUGCUAGAAUAACUCAAACAUUGUCUGCACAUAACGAAGCAUGUGUGAGUGCAACUUUUCAUCCAGUCCUUCCAUCACUUCUGGCAACGUGUGAUUGGACUGGAGAUAUCAAGAUCUGGCAAUAAUAAAACGUUACCAUUCAGAGUGAUUCCAGCUAGACCACUUUGAAGACAUGGGUGCUGGUGUUUCUUAACAAAUAAAUCAGUAUAUAUAAUUUGAAUAUUUCUUGUAACUUUGAGGUAGUCAGUCAUUUUGUAUAUUCCAUGUCAGGCUUCUAAGAGCAGGAUUUUCAAAAGUCUGUACAGCUGGUGUAAGUCUGGAAGUCACUAAGAGUUGUGCUAACACUGAGGUUUUUUGAAAAUAUCAUAUAAGAUUUAAGAUUAAAUAUCUUUUUUUAAUCAUGUGAUGCUUAAUGGGGUAAAACGCAUGCUUUGUGGCAAAUACUAAAUUAUACCAAAACAUUAAAAAAACAUUUUCAGAUGACUACAGGUCUCUGCAUGUCCAAAUCCUUGCUGCUCUUUAUGAGGUUAGCACUAGGGAGUUCAGGGAAAUAUAAUAUUUUACUUUUAUAGCAUAACUAUUCAAUCCAAAAGUUUUCUACUUCCAUGCAGUUUAGGAUCACUGUGUUGGAGAAAUCUGCCAAAGUGUAAAAGAUGUCUACAGACCUCUGUUAAUUUUUUUUAUGGUGUGUCUACACAGCACAGUUAUUUUGAAAUAACUGAUGUUAUUUUGAAAUAACAA